Molecule: messenger RNA, 4104 nt
Organism: Stylonychia lemnae
Lineage: Eukaryota; Ciliophora; Spirotrichea; Sporadotrichida; Oxytrichidae
Source: the annotation of a GenBank genome assembly
AUGUAUCCUGUCUUUUAUGGAGGCACAGCUCAUAACAUAGUUAGAUACUCUGACGCAAGUGCCGAUGGAAAAUAUAUAAUUAUGUGUGGAGAAUCUUACAGCUAAAAUUUUAUUGAUAGGUAAAUUGAGGCAUUUAUGCUACUAGUAAAUGCUGAUGAUGGCACUUAUAUUUGGGGCAAAUAUUUCCAAGAUAAUGAGACAAAUUCUACGGGAUAUAUUGGAUUGAUUAACGUUUGCAAAUUUUCAAACGGGAACACUUAACAGAUUCUUGUUGCUGGCCAGAUUAACUUUUACCGACCAUUUCUAGGAAUCGUUAAAAUGGAUGGCAGCUUCCAAAUCGUAUAUCAAUUUUCUUCUAAAAUUGCUAAUGAUUUUGUUGGCUAUACUGCUCUGGCUGUAGAUAUAGAUCAGAGUGGGGCAUUGUAUGGAGGAAUUUACUUUAUGGGAAAAUCUCUCUAAGUAUUUAGAUUUAGCACAAAAAUAAAUAAUUUUGAAUGGUAGUAUCAGGUGGGCCUUGAUUUAAACUCUGAUUCAAUGAAUACUCCAACAAUGUGCCUUGAUUCAACAACUACUAAUUUAUACAUCGCAACAAGCAUAAAAUUCAAUGAUACUGCAAGCUAUAAUGCUUCACUUGAUCAAGAGUAUUCUAAUUCAUCCGUAAUAUAGCUAAAGGCAACAACUGGCGUUCUAAGUUGGUUUAAGAAAAAUAAAGCUUUGACAUCCUCGGGCAAAAUAGAGUGCCUCCAGUACAACUCAGGUAUAAUAGGAUGUGGUUCUUAUGUAGCUACAGUCCAAGUCUACAACCUAGGAAAGAAUGGAGAGACUCUUUAUGACUAUGAAUUUACAGGUGAUAAUCCUCAGUUUUGCGCAGGAAUAUAAGCAACUGAUACUUAAUUUUUCACUCUAGUUAGCUCUAUGUCUUCCUCUUACUCUAAUUCAGGCUAUGAGGAUGCAAUACUUAUGUAAUUUGAAUUAAAUGGUCGUUUAAAAAAAGGAAGAUACCUAACAUUUUUUUCAAACUAAAACCUAGGUAGAAAUCUAAUGAUGUUUUCAGAUGGAUCUUUUGCUUUCGCUGGUAGCACCAGAAAAGUUAAGGGAUUCAACUAUAUUAAUCUUGCAAUGUUCCUCUAUAGGACAAAUCCUUUUGAUGAUUCAUCAAGCUAUUCUUGUAUGAGCAUGAAUAAAAUUCCAAAUGAUGAUGCUUUCGGUUAUAAUAACAAUAUGGGUAAUUUUGUGGAUGCUCUUAACGCUAAAAAUCCAGGGCUUAAAAUGUAUUCUCCAAAAAGUCUAGAUUUUACUGUAAUCUUGAAUCUCUAAAAAUGGAACUUAAAAGCUAUUUACAAGGCCUAUCAAUUAUGCUUCGCAGUAAGCUUUUACAAUCCAUAUGAAAGCUUCACAGGAAAUCAAACAAUCAUUUAUAAUGAAAAGUAAGUAGAAUAGAACAGAAACAAUACAAUAGAUCCAGACGUCCAAGAGGUAUUUUCCAAAGCUCCAUAUGUCUACUACCUAGGCGAAAUUAACUAACAUAAAAAAUUGGGUGAUAAGUUUUAUAAGGAACUUAAAAGAUCUAGUAUGUCCAUAUCAUUGAACACAGGAGAUGUUUUACCUAAUUUCAUAACAUAUUUUGAGGAUAAGCUUAUAAUAGAGACUAAUUAGUAGUCAGAUAUUGGCUCUUAUAUGGUAAUGUUUACAGGCUGCUACAACAACUCAAAAGCUCUCUAUUACUAAGAAGUCAUUAUAAAAAAUAACACAGCUCCCUAUUCUAAAAUUUAACAGUUUUACUAUGAAUUUGAGUUAAAGAAAACUUAUUAAAUUACUAUCCCAACAAUCUAGGAUAAGGAGAGAAAUUCUGGGUUCACAUUAUCUAUGUAUUAGUCUGAUUUCUCAGCUUUGCCUUAUUUUUUCAAAGUAGACAGCAGAAAUAACAUUAUAAAUAUUAAUCCUUUAUCUAAAAUUGAUUCAGGUGAUUACACCAUAAUACUGAAGAUUGCAGAAACUGAUGCACCCUCAUAUUAUUCAGAAUAUGUGUUCAAAUUUAAGAUCUUUGAUCCAGAUACUAGAUAUAACUAAACAUAGGUACACAGUGAAGCUAAGCUUAAAGGGUACAUUCAAGACAUCUCUGAUGAUGGCUCAAUAAAAAUAACAUUCAACUAACUUAUAUCGAAACCACUUUAGUCUUAUGCGGAAAUAAGAGAUAAUAAUUUUAUUAAGCUAAGUGUGUCUGGCCCUCUUGAACCUUAUGAUUACAACUGGACUGUGUCUAAGAUCACAAAUAAAUACGUCCUAAUCAAAGUCCAAUUUAAAUAUCCUAAUCAGAUUGGCAUAUACAAUGACAAAGAGACAGUAAACAUUACUUUUAAUCCAUUCUUAAUUUAAACCAUAUCUGAGACUGGAAACUACUUGUCUAAUUUAAAUUACAUUACUGAUUUCGUUGUAAUUGUGAACCCAGACGAUCAACUUCUCACUAGCAUUAUUGGAAUAUCAGCUGCAAUGAAAGGAGUUAUUACAAUGGUAUUGGGAUCUUCUAUUCUUACAUGCUUUGCAUUUUUCAAUAUUAACUUGUUACCUCAUGUAUAUGUAUUCUAUGACAUGCUCAUGGCUUCUCAUUUUGAUAUGAUACCCUUCAAGGAUGCCAUUUAUCAAAAAAUCUAUGAAGAGGAGGUCACCUUUAUACCUAUAAACUACAACUUUAGUUUGUAUGGAUACGAUUCGUAGCUUUGCCUUCUCAAUUUAGCAGAUGUCUAUCUAGUCAUUAUAAUCUUCAUUGCCUACUAUAUUGUAUUUAGAGUUCUAGAUUAUGUUUUAACCAAAAUAACUAGAUGGAAAUUUCCAAAGGUGUAGAAGUUCUUAAAAGAUUCUAUUGCAGACUAUAAGUACAAUGGCAUUAUCAGACUAUUAAUGGAAACCUAUUUAGAUAUUGCUAUUUUCUCCUACAUGAACCUAAUUUAUUCAACAUUAUUCCCUAUUUGGAUGGCUAAUUUUAUCCACAAAAACAAUAAGAAGAUAGAAUUAAAUGACAAGGAAAUUGAGGUUUACAACACAAUCGUGAUUAAUUUGCAUAGCAUGAGAGUCAUGCCUAAAUAUUUCUCAGAGAUAUUUCUGAUAAGAAGGUUCUUUUACAUUUUACUUUUUGCGAUUCCACCUGAUCUUGUUGAUUUCUAGUUAAGUCUAAAUAUUGUUUAAUGCGUAGCUUAAUUGGGGUAUCUGGUAAUUGUUAGACCUUAUCUGGAAAAGAAGACAAACUUUUAAGAAAUAGUCAAUGAAAUAACUAUUUUAACAGUGGCAUGUCUUCUUUUUGGAUUAACUGAUGCAGUAAAAGAUUUCUAAACGAAGAAUAAAAUCGGCUGGAUUAUAAUCUACAUCAUUCUAGCAAACAUCCUCUUUAACUUGAUACUUGUCUUUUGGAUAGUUGGCUUGACGAUAAGAGAUAAGAUUAGAGAAUGCAGGAAGAAAAAAUACUAAGAUAAGAACUAAGAUCCUCUUGAUGAGAGAGAUAUGGAUGAUCAUCACAAGGCAACUGAGGAAAAAUUAAAAGGAACCUUUAAAGGAGGGAUAGAUCUUAGUAGAACUAAACACACUGAUGAUGUUAUGAUUUAAGAUUAUGAGGAAUCAAAGAUUGACGAAUCAAUCGACAUUGUAUUGAAAAGGAACAAAUAGAUAUUUAACACAGCUGAUGUUCGUCUAAGUAGUAGGGCUUAGAUAGCAUAAAAGACCAAAAUAUAUCAGGGAGAUGUUACAAUCGGCCUUGAAAGUAAUAAUGCUUAUAAUAUCUAGGAUGAAUUCGAAUAAGAUAUCAAGACUCUUGAUUUAUACAAACAAAAAAAGCAAAUAUAGAAAGAUUAAGUCAAAGAUAUCAAACAUGAAAUGGAGACUCUCAACCUAAAUAAAGAGACAAUCUUUAAAUACAACACUUAAAAUACCCAGCAUUCCUAAAAUAAUUCGCCUCCAGAAUAAAGUGCCUAAAAGUUGGAUAUAAAUGAGUUUAAGUAAAGAACACAGAAAUUUAAGAAAUUGGCAUAGAAAGAUAAAAAGAUUAAAAUAAAGAAGACUAGUAAUAUUAAACAGAAAAAAGAUUCAAUGGAUUUUGAUCAGCUUGACUCAUGA